Molecule: messenger RNA, 174 nt
Organism: Colletotrichum truncatum
Lineage: Eukaryota; Fungi; Ascomycota; Sordariomycetes; Glomerellales; Glomerellaceae
Source: RefSeq, a predicted model, not a curated record
AUGAGCCCGAACGUACGUGAUCCGGUCUUAAAUCCGAUUCUCUCCGGUGUUUUUUCGUCUGGGCAACUUGUCACUGUUAGCGCUGUCAUCGUCCUGCAUGCCACGGCCUCUCUUUUCGCUUCUCAGUCGUUGGAUUUAUAUCGGCAUCCGCCCCAAGAGAGACGCAAGCGAUGA